AUGGCCAAGCUUGACACUACUUCCAGGCUGACUCUCCUGAGGGGUCUAAUGAAGGAGCGCAAUGUUCAAAUCUAUAUCAUUCCGUCGGAGGAUAGCCACUCCUCCGAAUAUAUCGCAGAAUGCGAUGCCAGGAGAGCUUACAUCUCGGGGUUCACUGGCUCUGCUGGAUGUGCCGUUGUCACCUUGGAUUCUGCUGCCCUUGCCACUGAUGGUCGUUACUUCAACCAAGCCGCAUCUCAACUCGACAACAACUGGACACUCCUCAAGCAAGGUCUUCAAGAUGUUCCUACUUGGCAGGACUGGUCCGCCGAACAAUCCUCUGGUGGGAAGAAUGUGGGGGUCGACCCGACACUUAUUUCUGGCUCUACAGCCAAGAAUCUGACUGAAAAGAUUCGGAAAAAUGGCGGUGCUGGGCUGGUUCCCGUUGAUGGAAAUCUGGUCGAUCUGGUUUGGGGUGAUGAGCGUCCUGCUCGUCCUUCUGAGAAGGUCAUCAUCCAGCCUGAUGAACUCGCGGGUGAGUCUGUGUCAAACAAACUCAACAAGGUCCGACAAGAAAUGGGCAAAAAGCGUUCGCCUGGCUUCCUUGUUUCCAUGCUGGAUGAGAUUGCUUGGCUAUUCAAUCUGCGCGGCAACGAUAUCCCUUUUAAUCCUGUCUUCUUUGCUUAUGCCACGGUUACGCCCGAUGCUGCUAAGCUUUACAUAGAUGACUCCAAGCUGGAUGAUAAGUGCCGCUCCCAUCUUAGUUCGAACAAGGUCGAGGUCAAACCAUACGAUGCUAUCUUCGAGGAUUCUCAAGCGCUUCAUGCCGCUGCCACCGAAAAGAUCAAGACUGACGACAAAGCUCCCAAGGGAAACUUUCUCAUUUCCAAUAAAGGUUCAUGGGCGCUCAAGCGGGCUCUCGGAGGUGACUCUUCGGUUGAUGAAAUCAGAAGUAUCAUUGGUGAUGCAAAGGCCAUCAAGACCGAGGCCGAACUCAAGGGCAUGAGAGACUGUCAUGUGAGAGACGGAGCUUCACUGAUCCAAUAUUUUGCUUGGCUCGAAGAUCAGCUGGUGAAUAAGAAGGCGACCCUUGACGAAGUCCAAGCAGCCGAUAAGCUUGAAGCGCUCCGCAAAGAAAAGAAGGACUUUGUUGGCCUCUCAUUCCCAACCAUUUCUUCUACUGGUGCUAACGCUGCGAUCAUUCAUUACGGUCCCGAGCGUGGAAACUGUGCCACUAUCGAUCCCAACGCCAUCUAUCUUUGCGAUUCUGGCGCUCAAUACCGCGACGGCACUACCGACACCACUCGAACACUGCAUUUUGGCACGCCUACGGAUGCUGAGAGAGAAGCAUACACUCUGGUUCUGAAGGGACACAUCUCCCUGGAUCAGGCUAUCUUUCCUAAGGGUACCACCGGCUUUGCCCUUGAUGGCUUGGCCAGGCAACAUCUCUGGAGAAACGGACUGGAUUACAGACAUGGCACUGGACACGGAGUCGGAUCAUUCUUGAAUGUUCACGAAGGUCCUAUUGGCAUUGGUACUCGUGUUCAGUACGCUGAAGUAGCUCUUGCUCCAGGAAACGUAUUGUCAAACGAGCCUGGAUAUUACGAGGAUGGCAAAUACGGCAUACGAAUUGAGAACAUGGUUCUCGUCAAAGAAGUCAAAACCAAGCACUCGUUUGGCGACAAACCUUUCUUGGGCUUCGAGUAUGUCACUAUGGUGCCAUACUGCCGAAAUCUGAUCAACACAGCACUACUCACAUCCGAAGAAAAGGACUGGCUGAACACCUAUAACAAGAAGGUCCUGGAGAAGACGCAAGGUUACUUCGAGGGUGACGACGUGACACUGGCCUGGCUCAAGAGAGAAACGGUGCGAAUCGAUUAA
This is a messenger RNA of Fusarium coffeatum, 1860 nucleotides long. RefSeq lists its product as uncharacterized. The transcript has 4 exons. The record is from RefSeq and is a predicted model, not a curated record. NCBI's taxonomy places the organism in Eukaryota, Fungi, Ascomycota, Sordariomycetes, Hypocreales, Nectriaceae. Gene Ontology annotation, molecular function: metalloaminopeptidase activity. Bases 1 to 1860 code for a protein of 619 amino acids.